This is a messenger RNA of Etheostoma spectabile (orangethroat darter), 5845 nucleotides long. RefSeq names its product death-associated protein kinase 1 (gene dapk1). The transcript is spliced from 26 exons. Lineage: Eukaryota; Metazoa; Chordata; Actinopteri; Perciformes; Percidae. Gene Ontology annotation, biological process: protein phosphorylation; positive regulation of apoptotic process; intracellular signal transduction. Gene Ontology annotation, cellular component: cytoplasm; nucleus. Gene Ontology annotation, molecular function: protein binding; protein serine/threonine kinase activity; ATP binding. The coding region runs from base 277 to 4665 and encodes 1462 amino acids. The record is from RefSeq and is a predicted model, not a curated record.
CGUAAUCUCCCAUAGACAUUGAACGCAUCACCAAGACCAGACUGGCUUCCACAUUGUUAACGUUGAUUUCUCCCGUUCAAGCCAGCAUUUCUGUCUUCCGUCAGCCAAACUGGGGUCACAGGCUCACACAAAACGCAUGAAAUAUCGGCUACGUUUCGCAGCGGGACAGACACCGGCAAACUCUCUAACAUGAGGAGGAUUGCUGGCUGUAACCCUGCCCAGACCGGAGGCUGCUGGUAGGGAUGGUGCCGCUUUGAAGAGGCUGUUUCGGAAGACAUGCCAGCGGUCGGGGGAAAAGGGAGGAAGUGCCUGGACAACAUGACUCUUUUCAACCAAGAAAAUGUUGAGGAAUUUUACGAAAUUGGAGACGAGCUGGGAAGUGGGCAGUUUGCUGUGGUCCGAAGAUGUCGACACAGGGGUACGGGUGGGGACUACGCCGCGAAAUCCAUCAAGAAGCGGCGCAGCAAGUCAAGUCGACGAGGGGUGACGAGGGAGGACAUAGAGCGCGAGGUGAACAUCCUGAAGGAGAUCCAGCACCCCAACAUCAUCACGCUGCAGGAGGUCUUUGAAAACAAGGCAGAGGUCAUCCUGAUCCUGGAGCUGGUGGCCGGCGGAGAGCUCUUUGACUUUCUGGCGGAGAAGGAGUCGCUGAGCGAGGAGGAAGCCACUCAGUUCCUCAAGCAGAUCCUGGAUGGAGUCUGCUACCUGCACGCCAAACAGAUCGCUCACUUUGACCUUAAGCCGGAGAACAUCAUGCUGCUGAACCGCUCAGUGCCUCACCCUCGCAUCAAGCUCAUUGACUUCGGCCUGGCCCACAAGAUAGAUUUUGGCAAUGAUUUUAAAAACAUUUUUGGAACCCCAGAAUUUGUAGCUCCAGAAGUAGUCAACUAUGAACCUUUGGGCCUGGAGGCAGACAUGUGGAGUGUUGGUGUCAUAACGUACAUCCUUCUGAGUGGUGCGUCUCCCUUCCUGGGUGACAACAAGCAGGAGACUCUGGCUAACGUGUCGGCCGUCGACUACACAUUCGACGAGGAGUUCUUCAGCAACACCAGCGUCCUGGCCAAAGACUUCAUUGCAAGGCUCCUUGUCAAAGACCCCAAAAAGAGAAUGACGAUUCAGGACAGCCUCCAGCACCCCUGGAUCAAGCCAAAAGACACUCAGCAAGCACUGAGCAGAAAGGAAUCGGCUGUCAACAUGGAGAAGUUCAAGAAGUUUGCAGCUCGAAGGAAAUGGAAACAAUCCGUCCGACUUAUCUCCUUAUGCAACCGCCUGUCCCGCUCCUUCCUGUCCAGAAGCAACAUAAGUGUUGCACGCAGUGAUGACACGUUGGACGAGGAGGACUCCUUUGUGAUGAAGGCCAUCAUCCACGCCAUAAACGAUGACAACGUGCCCGGUCUGCAGCAUCUGCUUGGCUCCUUAAACAAUUACGACGUCAACCAGCCCAACAAGCAUGGGACUCCUCCCCUCCUGAUUGCAGCCGGCUGUGGUAACGUUCAGAUCAUUGAGGUGCUGAUGAGAAAAGGCGCAGAGAUCCAGGCCCAUGACAAGAGUGGAGCCAAUGCUAUCUACUACGCAGCAAGACAUGGCCACGUCGAGACCCUGAAAUUCCUCCAUGACAAGAAAUGUCCUCUGGAUGUCCAAGAUAAGUCGGGGGAGACUGCUCUUCAUGUGGCAGCCCGCUACGGCAACGUGGAUGUGGUGAGCUAUCUGUGCAGCAUUCGGGCCAACCCAGACCUGGCUGACAGGGAGCAGGAGACCCCGCUGCAUUGUGCUGCGUGGCACGGAUACUCUCCAGUAGCUCGAGCCCUCUGCCAUGCAGGCUGCCACGUGGACGCAAAGAACCGUGAGGGGGAGAGUCCGCUGCUGACAGCAUCUGCUCGGGGCUUUGUGGAUAUUGUGGAGUGCCUGGUGGAGCACAAGGCCGAUCUGGAGGCCACUGACAAGGACGGCCACACAGCCCUCCACCUGGCCGUACGAAGGUGUCAGGUUGAAGUGGUCCGGUGCCUCCUCAGACACCACUGUCACCUGGACCAGCAGGAUCGCCAUGGAAACACGCCUCUACACAUCGCCUGUAAGGAUGGAAACCGGCCCAUCGUCAAGGCGAUCUGCAGCGCCAAAGCCAGCCUCGACCCGCCCAACAAGUACGGCAGAACUCCCCUCCACAUGGCUGCGAACAACGGGAGUCUUGAAGUUGUCCGCCAUCUUUGCAUGGCUGGAGCCAACAUUGACGCCGUCACCAAUGAUGGAAAGACAGCAGAAGAUUUGGCUCAUACUGAUCAACAUGAACUCAUUGUUGCUCUUUUGGGAAAGCUUAAAAAGGACAACCACAAACUGAGCUACAUCCAGCAGCUGCGGCCCACUCAGACCGUCCAGCCCAGGAUGAAGCUGAAGCUCUUUGGAUACUCCGGAGCAGGGAAGAGCACCCUGCUAGAGUCUUUGAAAUGUGGCAUCCUGCGCAGCUUCUUCAGGAGGAAGAGGACACGCAUGACCAAUACAACCCGCCACCCCAACUCCCCCAUCAACUCAAAACCUGCUGUGUCGGUGAGUAUUAGCAACUUGUACCCUGGCUGUGAGAACGUGAGCGUGCGGAGUCGCAGCAUGAUGUUCGAGCCCAGCCUGACCAAAGGUGUCCUGGAGGUCUUCUCCCCUGUCCACAACGCUCUGUCCUCAGCUGACGAACAGGCCACAAAGGCCAUCGACAUCCAACACAGCAACAUCCAUGGUGUGGGGGAGUUCAGCGUGUGGGAGUUUUCGGGAAACCCGGUCUAUUACUGCUCCUACGACUACUUUGCAGCCAACGACGCGACAGCGAUCCACCUGGUCCUGUUCAGCCUGGAGGAGUCAUACGAGACCCAGCUGGGACACAUCACCUACUGGCUGAACUUGCUGAAGGCCCUCAACCUGCCACAGGACAACAUUGCUUUCGGAGGUCGGAUCCAGCAGCCUCUCACCGUCGUCCUGGUGGCGACGCACGCCGACCUUGCUGACAUCCCGAGAGCUUUUUCUGGAGAGUUCACCUACGACAAGGAGAAAGUGCUGCUAAAGGAAGUCAGGAACAGGUUUGGGGUAGACCUGCAGAUCAGUGACAAAUUGUUUGUGAUGGAUGCCGGAGCCUCAAACUCCAAAGAGGUGAAGCUGCUGAGGAGUCACCUGCAGGAGCUUCGUGCCAACGUCAUCUCUAGGUGUAGUCCCAUGACGCUGCUGUCGGAGCGUUUGCUGACCACCUUGCCGACCUGGAGGAAACUGAGCGGACCCAACCAGCUGACGUCAUGGCAACAGUUUGUCAGCGACGUCCAGGAGCAAAUCAACCCUCUGGUCAGCCAGGAUUACCUCCGCACACUGGCCCUGCAGCUUCACAGCAUGGGGGAGAUCAACAUCAUGCAGAGUGAGACAGUGCAGGAUGUUGUUCUGCUGGAGCCUCGUUGGCUCUGCAGCAACGUCCUCGGCAAGCUGCUCUCUGUGGAGACGCCCAAGGCCAUCCACCACUACAGGGGGCGUUACAGGCUGGAGGAGGUGCAGGCUCUGGCUCCUGAGAGUGACGUGGACGAGCUGCUGCAGAUCCUGGAUGCCAUGGACGUUUGCGCCCGUGACGCCACCAACCCCUCCAUGGUGGAUGUUCCGGCCCUCAUCAAGACAAAUGGCCUCCACCGCUCCUGGACCGAAGAAGAGGAGGAGGAGUCACUGCUCUACGGCGGGGUACGCCUCGUCCCCGCGGAGCACCUGACCCCCUUCCCCUGUGGCCUGUUUCACAAACUGCAGGUGAACCUGUGUCGCUGGAGCCACCAGCAGAAGCCGGAGGAGGAGGGCGGGGAGGAUUUCGAUGGAGAUAUCCACCUGUGGACCAAUGGAGCCAAGGUGAGCCAAGGCGGAGUGGAGGCCAUGAUCCUGCUGGUCAACCACGGCCAGGGCGUGGAGAUUCAGGUGCGCGGGCAUGACUCAGAGCGGGCCAAGUGCUACACCCUGUUGGACACCAUGUGUAGUAUAACAGAGAACCUGCUGGCCUCCACACUCCCCGGACUGCUCACAGCCAAAUACUACCUGAGUCCUCAGCAGCUGCGGGAGCACCACGCCCCCAUCAUGAUCUACCAACCCAAAGAUUUCUUCCGGGCCCAAGUCCAGCGGGAGACCUCUCUCACUAACACCAUGGGCGGCUACCGCGAGAGCUUCAGCAGCAUUCUGGCUUUUGGCUGUGCUGAAGUUUAUCAGCAGGGGACUCUGGGAAGGGACAUCCACAUAUCAGACGUACCCCUGUUGGCUCGUAGGAAGCUCUGCCGCAUGCUGGACCCUCCUGACGCUCUGGGGAAAGACUGGUGCCUGUUGGCUAUGAACCUUGGCCUCACAGACCUGGUGGCCAAACACAGCAACGGGACUCCAAAUGGCACCCCUGACCUGGACACGGACCCGGACUCCCAGGAGGCCGUGCUGCAGCCCAGCCCAACAGCAGCACUGCUGCAGGAGUGGAGCGGGCGACCAGACAGCACGGUGGGCGUGCUGAUGGCCAAACUGAGGGAAUUAGGCCGCCGAGACGCCGCCGACUUUCUGCUCAAAGCUUCUCCUGUUUUCAGGGUCAACAUGGAAGCGUUGGUAGGGGCCGCCAAUGGCUACCCCCCCACCUGCAACGGUGGCACAUCGUACAACUCCAUCAGCUCCGUCGUAUCCCGCUGAGCUGAACGGGUCAGCUUUCUGUCCUUUGCCAAACGUCAGACAGUCUGAUGUGACAUUUCCCCGGAAACGGGACUCGUGUGUGAAUGAACAUGAAGUGCAAUCGUUCAGCUGCUCGCUCCUUAAUCACUCCAUUAAGUUGGCGUAUGAACCAGAUGUUGUGUUUGUGCUCUCCACACCUGUACAGCUGACCUUUCCUUCCAAUAUGAAUGUUGUGAAAGAGCCGAUUGUCCUGAGCUCCAAAGAGGAAUCCUGUCCUUUUAUUCUGUUCUGAAUCUUGUGCUGCUGUUUAAUAUCCCUCCAACUCUACUACACACUUAAGUCUUACUCCUCUUACAGAAAAGCUACAUUUUUAAAAGCUAUCAUCUCUACAUAAAGCAAUGAUUAAAAAAGAUGGCAGUCUCAUGUUUGGACCUUUUUCAUAUCUAGAUGAAAAACUGAGGACUUGCCAUCUUAACUCCCUCCAUCCAUCACAGUUAUAUAUAAUAUUAUCUGCCCCUCCUUGCUUCUGUUCUACUGAUGUGACAUUUGGGCCGUUCAGCUUAGUGUUUAAUAAUUAAACGGCAUUUUUCAGAGUGCCUUUGUGGCCUUCUACCUCCCUAAAGAGCACAAAUAGUCUUGCUAUUAUAAAAAAAAACAGUAGUUCUUUCCAAACAUAUGAAGAGCUGUGCCUUGUUGACACUAGUACGAAAAAUAAUUGUAAUCAAGUCUAUAGUCUUUAAAUGGAAAAGGUUAUCUUACAUUUUAGACUGGAAAAAGGUUGAAGGAAGGUAAAACAAAAGCUCAGCUCAUGUUACAAGCUUUUUGAAAAUGUAAUUUUACUGGCAAGAAGAAUCAAACGGAAAGCUGACAUUGAGUCGUGCAUGAGAUGAAACAUUGGAUUAGAGUCAGUGUGGAGUUGAUAUGAUGCUCUGUAGGGAAACACCGUCAUUCAUGUUUUAAUUGGAGCAUUUGGGUUUAUACAGAUUAUCCUGCUAAAGGUUUAUUACUUCCUUAAUCCAACAACAGAAAUCUCUUGAUUGUCGAUUCAAUUUUGGUGACACUUUAUUUUACGUGUCCUGUAAUUCCCUAAGAAGUUAACCUCACUGUAACUAUGACACAAUGUUACGAGACAGUUAUUUGUUUGUUGUUGUUGGAAUUUCCAGGAAAGAACUGCUAAAAUCUUAAUGACUAUGGUAAAGUA